Messenger RNA from Drosophila ficusphila, 514 nucleotides. RefSeq lists its product as uncharacterized. NCBI's taxonomy places the organism in Eukaryota, Metazoa, Arthropoda, Insecta, Diptera, Drosophilidae. The transcript has 3 exons. Bases 137 to 514 code for a protein of 125 amino acids. The record is from RefSeq and is a predicted model, not a curated record.
CGAAUCCAUCAGGUUUAUAUAUAUAUGCUGUAUUUUUAUUUUGCUAUAGCGGGUAGAAUAAAAACCGCAGUUUUUUUUCUUUCGAAUUUCUAUUGGGUUUUCUAAACAUUUUCAGAUACUUCGGUUAUUUAGUUAAAUGUAUAAUCAUAUUUUCAUCGGAAAAUUUGACCAAAUUUAUGUUGAGUGUUCAAGUUUGAACAGCAAGGCCGCCGACUUUGAUUACAACAUUUGUGCGGUGAUUGAGCUCUUAUUCCCCCGGUACUGCAAUCAACGGUUGCGGCAUAUGCGAUAUCUUGGAUUACUGCCGGCAGCUCUAAUUCGACCCCUUCCGGAUUCUGGUGCUGCUGAUGCUGCUACUCGAAUUGCAACCCAUUUACAUGCCGCCCGGAUGCCACAAGCCCCUUCUGAAGGUCCCUUCCACACCCGAGAAUUCCCCCAACUGCGUCAUCGAGCUGAACCACUGCCACUCACACACACAUACACACAAACACACGUGAAGUGGCUGCCUUCAUAA